GCCGCCCGGGCCCGGCGAGGGACCCGCCGGCUAGCAACGGGGCUGGAUCCCGCCCCGGCCCAUGAUGCACCGGGGCUGCGGCGCGGGACGGCGGGGGGCCGAGUUCUGGCCUAGUCGCCGCUGAGCGGGUGCUGCCGAUGCUGGCUGCGCUGGGCCGGGCGCGCAUGGGGGGCUGGCUGCGGCGGGCUCCGGGCUCGCUGCGCGGCCUGCGGCACCUCGCCCUAGGUUCGCCGGCCUCCGCAGGCAAGGGGUAUCAACUGCCCCACACUGACCUGACAGUGACUCCAGAGGAGCAUGAGGAUGAAGAGAGGUAUUACCAGCUGUACCCAGGGCACAUCCCCACCAGCCCUCUGCAGAAAGCACUGCUGUCUGCUGGCUCAGCAUUUAUGGCUCUCUACAACCCCUACCGGCAUGAUAUGGUGGCAGUCCUUGGUGAGACAACUGGCUCUUCGGCCCUGCGGAGCCUGAGGGAUAAAAUGAGGCACGACCCUGAAGGUUAUCAGAUCCUACAAGAGCGGCCUCGGAUCCGGCUCUCCACCCUGGACGUGACUGGGCUCCGGGGUCUGUCGGAUGGAACGUUUGGCCGAGAAUAUGUCCGGUUUUUGGACAGUAAUAGGGUUUCUCCGGACACCAGGAUGCCGGUCAAGUUUGUUGAUGAUGAGGAGCUGGCCUAUGUGAUCCAGCGGUACCGUGAAGUCCAUGACCUGAUGCAUACUCUCCUCGGCAUGCCCACCAACAUGCUUGGGGAGGUUGUGGUGAAGUGGUUCGAAGCCAUUCAGACUGGCCUGCCCAUGUGCAUUCUGGGAGCGGUGUUUGGCCCAGUUCGUCUCAAUGCCCGGAAGCUGCAGAUCCUGACCAUGGAGCUCAUUCCCUGGGCUGUUCAGAGUGGCCGCAAUGCCAGCUGUGUCCUGAAUUUCUACUACGAGAACCGCUGGGAGCAGACGGUGGAGUCUCUGAGGGAGGAGAUUGGAAUCUUACAUCCCCCUGCUAUUUGAGUGUGAAAGUCUGUGGGGGCCGGGGGGCAUACUGGGCUUCACACCGACGGGGUGGAGCCUCACUGGGCACCAUGCAUGAGGAGCAAUGACUAAACCCUUUGCAGGUUCGAGACUCCUCCUGGGAAUUCUCCUACAGCAGUGGAGGACAUCAGUCUGCCCAAAUGAGAUGCUGGGUUGCCAAGAAUAUAAGGGCUGCACCUAGGGCCAGAUUCAUUGCUGUUGUAAGCCGCUGCAGCUCUGCUGAUGUCAGUGAAUUUGCACUUUCUCACACCAAAGGUGAAUUUGAACCCUGUGGCUGUCUUAGUCUUCAGCGUAGAGAUAUGGCCCUUGGAGCUAAGUUCCACCAUGCAGUGUGCCAGCUAGAUCCCAAUAGAGGCUGGGCCAUGGAGUAUCCAUGCGCUGCGUUUCUUCACAAGACCCCAUGGUAGGGCCCCGUGGUCUGCAUUCAGUUAUCCUGUAAUACUGGAGCGGGGAAAAGGGGAAGCAGAGCUGGGUGAAAGUAGCUCUGGACCUAUCUAGUAACUUUUGGCUUCUGAUUGCUAUAACUUUCCCUAGCUGAAUACCUACCCCACUGGGGAGCUGUGAGACUUAAUUCCCAAGGGCAGCGCUUCUCAAGCUAUCUGAUGGGUGGGGGACUGGCAAUUUUUUUUCCCAAUAUGCGCGCAGACCGACCGCCGAUGGCUCGCAGACCGGCACCGGUCCGCGGACCACCACUUUGAGUAGCACUGCCCUCGGGGAUCAUUCUACCCCAGUUAAAGCCAGUUGAUUUACCAAACAGCGCCUGGACAGACUCAUUGCCUAUGACAAAGUGGCAGCUGAUCAGCACUAGUGCUCUGCUCUGCCCCCAGUUGAACCGGCUUGCACUGAUGGUAGAUGUAGGAAUGUAUUUCGUAUCUCUAGUACAGCUCGAUCGAUCAGUCGUAUACCUGCCUUGGCAGCUGGGAAGGAGUUAGGCUCUUGUUCAGUCACAGCGAAACCAAACCCCACUGAGUUGGGAGGGCACGUGUGCCACAGUGUGUCAAUUGCUGCAUACAAUUUAAAACAAAGUACACCACUGGCAUCCCCCUCGCUGACUGUCUCAGCAGACAGGCCAAGGAUUGAAUGGGCCACGGGCCCGGAGUUCCCCUCUCGUCCCCAAUUGUGUCCCUUCCAGUUUAUAAUAGAGGCACAGUGACAGGCUCGCCAGGGGGGAAGCACUUACCGACCCUGUCCAGUCUCUGCCUGCUCCAAGGAGAGAAGAUUUCGGUCCCCACUAAUUCCACAUGAUUUUAUCUUUGUUUUAAACAGUGAACUAGCUCUCUGUGCACUCCAGGGCCGUGAGGCUGUAUAUCUGCAGAACAGAGUGAGUGAGAAUGAGGUGAUGAAUCCCACAGGGAGUGGAACUCUCAGAUUCCACAUGCUGUUUGUGCUGGGUCAGUGUUUAUAAACUGAUUUCUGUGCGGUGUAACUAAGUUGGGUUCUAUACUUAUAAGGCAAAUAACAAAGCCCAGAUUGAAUAGUUCUUGUUGCUGGGCUGGGACGCACCAAAGCAGGAUGUAUUUUAAUGUGGCGUUUUGAGGCUGACGGUCCUUGUUCAUGAAUAAAAUCCCUGGUGACACUUGCAGAUUUGUCUCCCCCCAGCAUACAGAUCAGACGAUCUGACAUGUAACCUCAUCCUUUGGAGGGGUCUGUUCUUUGUACGUUUGCUGCAGCCAGAAACAGGUCACCAGUGUGUGUGUGUGCAACAUGUCCCCCAAGUGGAAUGCAGACACAAAGCAGGCUUUGUAUGUGCAUCUUCCAUAGUGGCUGUGCUGGCAGAAUUACCUGCUCUCUGAUAGGGCAGCAUUGGUGCAAUUGGGAGCCAGACCUUGUCGCCAGCAUACACACUGCAGACUGUUGAUAACCUGGGGUUUGGUCCUGGAUCAGCUCUUUUCAGCCAGUGUUCACAGCCAGUUGUUGGGAUUAAUCGCUUCUCCCUGCAUUUGUAGUACUUUGCCACAGGUGGGAUGGGACACAGUGCCUAUGGAGCACAGGGUGCCUUUGCAAACAUCAGUUUAAUCUUCACAACCCUCUGAGAGACGGAUCUUAUCAUCCCCAAUUUACCAGUGGGGAACUGUGUGACAAAGAGGACAAGUGACUUUGCUAAGGUCCCCCAGUGGAUUAGAAGCAGAGCCAGGGCUAGCACCUGGGAGUCUAGAUUUCCAGCCCCCAUGCCCUACCAAUUAGACCGCACUCCCUCCGCACAGAGCACACACCGUGCAGACAGCAUUUUGGCUUUCCACAAUGGGAUGCAAAGAGCUUCCAAAAACAUUGGAUGUGUCCCUCCAGCGACAGACCCAGCACAGCAUCCGCCUCCCCACACGUUCUCAGAGCACUGAGGUACGUGUACCUUCUGCACAGAGGACCAGUGCACUGUGGUCUAAGGCUUCCUGUUCUGUGAACGGUGUCUGGAAGCCACUGCAGGCGUUUGUGAGGUCUUGCUCACAGUCUCACGGUCUUUGCUGCAGUGCUCAGCUACCAGUGGUGAGAGCCAGACAGACUUGUCGAACUCCCUCCAGCGGCCUGGGGAGGCUCGUAAACACCUGCACCUGGCACUUGUCCCUUCUGAGGCCACAGUCUGUUCUCUUCAUGCUCCCUCUUGUGUAUUGCAACCUCCUCCUCUCAUCUCUGUCCCUCCAAAAUGCAUCCCGCUUUCCUGGAGCACUGCCCGAGCCUUCCUGCUACUUGAAUCAUGGCACUGACUGCAGCUCUGGCUCCCUUUUCCUUUUGGAAACUGGGCUGUCCCCGGACGCUGACUCAUGGUCAGGUGCUUCUCAGAGAGGCUGGAGGGGUCGGAAGGGGCAAGGGAAGACAACGCUUGCAGCGAGCUUGGCCUAGCCCAGCCUCUCACCCUCCCCACUUCUGUUCUCAUGCCAGGAAACAGCAGAGGGGCUGGUGGGUCUAUUCUGCAGAGGAAGUUAGAACAGGGGGAUGAGAAGAUGGCCCAGAGCCCAGAAUGUGCACGGACAGGCUGAGCAGGGAGUGCAACUCUCCUGUCCUGCUUGGGGAGCUGUGUGUGGGAGGGAAUGCACUUCAAAGAGUCAUUGGGGUGGGGGGAGCUAGACUGGAGGGGUCUGGCCGGGUACCUGUACCUUCCCACAGGGCCUGUGGGGGAAGUGUCAUCUCUUCAUCUACAGAGGACUCUGUAACUCCAGCCCUGCCUCUCCUCUUCCUCCACUCUUCACCCUCCUUCCAAACCUCUUCCCUUGAUCCCUCCCUUUGCGGUUUCACUCACUUCUAAAACUGUGUCAAAUGUCACACUGGAGCUGCCUCCCAAAUCAGUGGAAAGGCUGAGCCCGUCCCUGCUUCUGUGAAGUCCCCCAAAAGUGCUCCAGUUCUAAUGGCCAGGCCCCGAUCUGGGUCUCAACUGGUAUAAUCUUGUGGCCCUAGCCUUGAUCAUAAGCUCUAAAGUGAGAGCCCUGUUAUCCGCUUGGUACCUGUCAAGAGACAUGGUAAGUCCAUUUAUCACAUAGCUCUGCAUGGAUCUCACUGCCCUACAUGGAGGGUGUGUAUAUCUAUUAUCUCAUCUAUACAAACAAAACUGCAUUAACAGAGUUAGGGCUAUAUUUCUGAACUCCAUAGGAAAUCCUGAGCUUAAGGUUCUUUGUUAAAUGUUAUGACAUAACCACUGCAUCUUUCAUAAAUGACAGUUCAAUAAACUCACUUGUAAUCAAAGUACAUGUAGAAUCAGGAUUCUCCUUUCCUAUUGGUGUAAAUCAGGAGAAGCCCCAGAUAAGUUACAGUGUAAAACUGGUGUAAGUGAAAAGAGAAUUUGGCCUAAGGUCUGUCUCUAUCAAUGGGUUACCUUUUGAGGUGUCUGAAUUUUGACAGUAUUAAUCUAGAAGAACACAAAGAAAUGCUAUAAAACUGGUGCUGACUUUCAGGAAGGAGUCUGAUAGAUUGCCAGCUCUUUGGGACAGGGCCUGAUAUUUACCCUGUUUCUACAGCAGCAAGCACCAUAAGACCCUGAGCUGUUUGGUCUUUAGGUGCUACUGCAAUAUAAAAGUUCAAUCAUAAUAUUAAAUUUCACAUUUACAGCUGCCCCACAACUUUCACAAGAACUUAACCUGGGGCCCAUCAGUAAGUGGGAUGAGUUUGGAAAUAUUGAAUGUUUUUCUAUACAUCCAUGAAAAUAAAAGCCUAAUCCCGCUUC
Caretta caretta (loggerhead turtle) is the source of this 5166-nucleotide messenger RNA. It is a transcript of the gene COQ4, whose product is annotated as coenzyme Q4. NCBI's taxonomy places the organism in Eukaryota, Metazoa, Chordata, Testudines, Cheloniidae. The record is from RefSeq and is a predicted model, not a curated record. Gene Ontology annotation, biological process: ubiquinone biosynthetic process. Gene Ontology annotation, cellular component: mitochondrial inner membrane; mitochondrion.